CGUGGCCGCUGGGACGGAACUAGAAGAAUAACAUAUUUUGCGUUUCAGGAAACAAUGCCGUUCGGCUCUUUCUGCGAAGCAGAAUUUCCCGACAGCUGUACCCGCAUUUCCAUGCACUAAGCAUAUAAUCCAGUAAGGCUAGCGAGAGUGUGAAGUUAGAUUGACUUACAAGUCAACAUAAAAAUAUCGAUGAAACUCUCCACAUUCGUGACCAUAGUCAUCUUCGUCGCUCUUGUUGGUGAUGAAAUCGGGUUCGCUUCGAGAAAAAUAAAAAGGUUUCGACAGAACCUAAGAUUUCAUAAUAAACACGGUCAUCCACGUAACGCGAAAGCUAAACGGCAACGAUUACACCUACCACAUGGAGAGGGAACGUAUCACCGUACUGGUUCAUCCGACGGCUUACCAGCGAAUACACACCGCGGGAAUGAAGCGACGACGGGUUCUGGUUCAUCCGGGAGCUCAUCGACGAAUAUGCUACAUGGGAACGGAGCGGUGAUGGGCGGUGGAGGUAAGCUCAUGGGAGCUGUAAUGGUAACUGCAAUGGGAGCUGAAGCUGUCAAUUCACUGACUGGUGCUGCAACUGGCAUAGCAGAGACGGUAAUAUUGAAUCGAGGAAGCGGAGAAGAGGUCGAUGGGCAGAAUGCGGGAAUGGUUUCAGAGCGCGAAUACGUUUUAUGGCUCGACUGA
Molecule: messenger RNA, 687 nt
Organism: Rhipicephalus sanguineus (brown dog tick)
Lineage: Eukaryota; Metazoa; Arthropoda; Arachnida; Ixodida; Ixodidae
Exons: 9
Coding region: 190-687 (165 amino acids)
Source: RefSeq, a predicted model, not a curated record